Molecule: messenger RNA, 388 nt
Organism: Cebus imitator (Panamanian white-faced capuchin)
Lineage: Eukaryota; Metazoa; Chordata; Mammalia; Primates; Cebidae
Product: mitochondrial import inner membrane translocase subunit Tim8 A-like
Exons: 1
Coding region: 32-388 (118 amino acids)
Source: RefSeq, a predicted model, not a curated record
AGUUCGUCUCUGCAAGCGUGGUCGCCCUGGGAUGGAUUCCUCCUCCCCUUCCUCCGCGGCGGGUUUGGGUGCAGUGGACCCGCAGUUGCAGCAUUUCAUCGAGGCAGAGACUCAAAAGCAGCGCUCCCAGCAGCUGGUGCACCAGAUGACUGAACGCUGUUGGCAGAAGUGCGUGGACAAGCCUGGGCCACCGUUGGACAGUCGGGCUGAGGCCUGUUUUGUGAACUGCGUUGAGCGCUUCAUUGUUACAAGCCAGUUCAUCUUGAAUCGACUGGAACAGACGCAGAAAUCCAAGCCAGCCUUCUCAGAAAGCCUUCUGACUGAUCUCAGCAUUACCUCUUUGGAAAAGGAAAGUCGUUUAAGGAGUGAAGAGCUGUUGAUGGGAUGA